Zasmidium cellare ATCC 36951 is the source of this 1674-nucleotide messenger RNA. RefSeq lists its product as uncharacterized. Gene Ontology annotation, molecular function: protein binding. Bases 1 to 1674 code for a protein of 557 amino acids. Lineage: Eukaryota; Fungi; Ascomycota; Dothideomycetes; Mycosphaerellales; Mycosphaerellaceae. The transcript is spliced from 5 exons. The record is from RefSeq and is a predicted model, not a curated record.
AUGGAGAUGCCAGGUAUAAACGACAGCACCGCCCCCGAUAACACGCGAGUCACGGGCCAUUGCCUUGCGGUCUUGGAAGAGCGAGCGGACGAGUAUUGCCCUGGUGGCGACUUGAGCCAAUUCGAAAGUGGUGGCGGAGAGCGGCUUAGCACUCGAGAGUGUGCGCUGGUCUUGCAUCAGGUUGCGCAAGCGCUACUUUAUCUCCAUCAUGAUAUAGGCAAGUACCAAAACAAGCUGGAGGUGGCGCGUGCUCCGUUUGCGACAUCAGGAGAGUGGCACCCAGUCCUGCAUCGCGACAUCAACCUGCGAACAGAACAACAUAGGCUCAUGUCACCACGGCGAACUACCAUAAAAAGCGACAUCUGGGCUCUUGGGGAAACGUUCCAGAGACUCUGCGAUCUUGGUCCCAUCGAGGACGCUGGUAAAGUCUCAACAAAGACAUCGUUGGAAGUGUGCCUCGCCCACCUUGUGCGCAAGUGUCUGAACUCGCACGAUGAACUGCGGCCCAGCAGUGCGCUCAUUGUGGAAGAGCUAGACGCACAUCUGUAUUCGAUUGCACCAGAGUCAGAUGGGAUGCUCUCAAGCGUCAUCACCUCCAUUCUGACAGAGGAUGCCAAGACGAAAUCCAGAGUCAAUGCCUCAAAGCUGGAAGCCGACCUGUUGCUGUGCGCUCGGUUACUCGAGAGCGGACUGGAGCCAGUUGGGUUGGCUUUACAAGCGGGACUCCAGGCUGGUCAAGAUAGUAUCAUAACAGAGACUGGAAUACGUGGCAGACUGCGUGUUGAAGCGCUUUUGAGGAAGCACGCCCCUGAAGCCGUACAUGCUUUCGAAGUUAGCCCAGGAGACAUUUCGUUUCGACCCGUGGCUCGUAACCCUACCCUACAAAUCCCCGAGAAGCUCGAGCGAUUGGAGAGAAAGCAAGACGGCACUGUCGUACAGACAAAGGAGCCGAAAGCCACCGGGACGAGUGAGAAAAUGAAAACCCUUGGUAAAAGAUUCACGCUGAGGUUGGGUGCCAGGAGCGACGUACUUGUGAGCAAAAGGAACGAAGCCACACCAAGUGGUGGAUCGGCUGUCUCGCUCCCCAUCAUAAGAAGGGUGGGCUCGAUGGAAUCUCUUGAGACGAAUGUGGAGGCCAUACCUCAACUCUAUCCGCCACCUCCAGUUGCUCAGCCUGACCCACCGAAAUUGACAAAGCAGGAACCUCCCCCUGAAGAAAAGAAAGAGUCAGCGGAGGCUGAAGACCGGAGCGAGCAGCUUCUUUCGAUCAAAGACUACUAUUCACAAGACAACAUCAAGCGCGACGAUCUCGGUUCAGUGCUCUGGCCAUACCACCCCCGUGCUCAAGACGAGUUCGAGCUCAACCGCGGAGAUAUGAUCAAAGCCCUUAGUAUAUGGGACGAUGGCUGGGGGAUUGGCAUAAGGGUGGACCUCAGAGCACGAGAUUGGAAACCGAGCUGGGAAAGCCCGAGGUCUUUGAUGAAUCAGCAGUCAAGGCAUUUCCACUUGUCUGCGGUUUCCCGUCGAGCCCAGAGAGGUGGCACUGUGAACCUCCUCCAGCAUAAGCCAAUGCAGCUUCGCGACCUCUUUUUCCUGCCUCUGUUCGGCACGUGCUUCUCUCUUCUCAGCGAGUCUCGAGUGGUGACCGCGACCGGCUUCGUGUUGCCUCCGUGA